Messenger RNA from Dichomitus squalens LYAD-421 SS1, 717 nucleotides. RefSeq lists its product as uncharacterized. NCBI's taxonomy places the organism in Eukaryota, Fungi, Basidiomycota, Agaricomycetes, Polyporales, Polyporaceae. The record is from RefSeq and is a predicted model, not a curated record. Bases 1 to 612 code for a protein of 203 amino acids. The transcript is spliced from 5 exons.
AUGGCAUGUGAAUGUGGUCCGACACCGACGACGAUCGAGCGAGGGAAACCUGCCUCCCAAACGUCGAGCUCAACGAGCUCGGAGCUCAUCAUCCUCAGAGCGCGCCCUAUAUACGCGACCUUUGUCGACUCUGAAUUGUAUCCUUCCACGCCCGCGCUCAACAUGUCUCUCAUGACCUUUUCGCGUCAUACUGUCAAGCAACUCAAAUUCGUGCUUCCCGGGGGUCUCCUUACAUACUAUUUCGACAGCUGGAACGUCCUGCUGCGUAUCCUGAAUGGGCAGGCUGGAGAGGGGCGUUGGAGUAGGCUGUCUGCACGUCUGUCGAUAUUCUCUGCCGCAAUAACGGUCUCCUCGUUUCUGUACGUCUUGGCUUUGCCUUUAGUGCGAGGAGAACAGCCAAACUAUCGGUCCUGGAGGCAGUCUGGCGUCCUCUCUACCGUCAUACCUGUCAUGACCGUAUCUAUAGUCGCCGGUUGGUCUCUGCUGGUGUACACGCUAGGCCAAUGGUCGAGUCUGGGAUACCUCGAAGGUAUCAUAGCUGCCACCGCCUUGUAUGCACUCGCAUUCGGCCUCCUGGGCCUCAUUCCCGCGCCACGGGUGCGCAGGCAAUGAGGGCGUGCGUCGUUUUGUAUCGUUGGAUCUCCAUCUGCUCUCAUCCCACACAAUCUCUAUGUAUUCGCACAUUUUCACGCCGUCGUAUCCUAUCCGGUCCUUUCG